AAACUCUAACACACACACACACACACACAGAGAAACCCCAGAACAGGUGGAGUGCACUUGGCGAUCAGAGGCAGGGGCAUUGUAUUGUUGACUGGAAGUGAAUGCAGUGAGAAGGGGGAAGUUUUCCAACAAGCUCAGAGCUGCAGUGGACGUAUCAGGUUAAAGACCGGGCAGUUCCCCUGUUGCGUUUCUCAUUCCUCCGGCAGCUCCUAUACAGCAUGGAUCUAAAAAACGAGCUGCUGAAAUCCAUCUGGUACGCUUUCACCGCCCUGGACUUGGAACAGAGUGGAAAAGUCUCUAAAUCUCAACUCAAGGUGCUGUCCUACAACCUGUACACCGUGUUGAAUAUUCCCCACGAUCCCAAGAUCCUGGAGGACCACUUCCGUGAUGACAAUGACGGGCCUGUUUCCAGCCAUGGGUACAUGCCUUAUUUGAACAAGUAUAUCCUGGACAAGGUGCAAGAAGGCCAUUUUGUCAAGGAGAACUUCCACGAGCUUUGCUGGACUUUAACGGCCAAGAAAAACUACAAACCCUCAAGAGGCCAGGGCCUGAUCUCGGAGUCAAGCGCCUUCAAACUCUGGUGCCUCUUUAACUUUUUGUCGGAAGACAAGUACCCCUUGGUGAUGGUCCAUGAGGAGGUUGGGUAUUUGCUGAGGAAAGUAUUCACGGCAACUGGACAGGAAUGGCUACACGAAGAGGAGCUGGCUGAGUACUUCUCCCAGAAUCCUUCGCUGUCUGGGGCGGUCACAGUCUGGCAGUUCCUGGAGAUGAUGGAAUCGGGAAGGUUCACGAAACCAGCCAGCAAGGAAUCUCUCGCUCUGGGAAUCCAGUCCGUUUACGAGGAGCUGGUGUUGGACGUAAUGCAGAAGGGAUACAUGUGGAAGAAAGGCAAUGUCCGAAGGAACUGGAAUGAGCGCUGGUUCGUCCUAAAGGCUUCCAACAUCCACUACUAUCUCAAUGAGGACCUUAAGGAGAAGAAGGGGGAAAUUCACCUAGAUAUGGACAGCACUGUGGAGAUGCUCCCUGAUAAGGAAGGGAAGCGAUGCCUAUUCUGUAUAAAGACCGUAAACCGUACGUAUGAGCUGAGUGCUUCAGACCUGAAGCGGAGACAGGAAUGGAUAGACAGUAUCACAGCUGCGAUCUGGAUCCUGGCGGAGAACAAGAGCUCAGUGCACAAGCUGCAGAAGGAGAGACGGAGAGAGCAGCGACAGCAGGCAGCUACCAGGUUAUUGGAGAAGAAGGCACAGGAGGACAGGCUGGCAGAGCUUCAGGUCGAGAGGGAAACACAACUGGCACAGCUCGAGCAGCUCAGGCAGGCACAGGAAGAAGCUCAGCACCUCUGGCGAACCAAGGAGCUCCACUGGAUGAAGCAGCACGAGGAGCUCCAGCAGAAACUACAGAUGCAGCUGCAAAAGGCCAAGUCGGACAAGCUCCAGAUGCAGUUGGUGAUGGAACGGAAGGAGCAGGAGGCCGGUGCCCAGCGCCAGCGGAUUCAGGAACUGGAGACGAUGCAGCGAGGGUUGGAGCAGGCCCUAAAGGCUGAGAUUGAGGCCCACAGCAAUGAGCAGACAGUGCGAUCUGCGCAGGCAAGGCUGCUGCAGGAGGAGGAGGAGAAGCUGAAGGAACUGAUGAUGCUCAGAUCUGAGCAGCACGAUCUCGCCCACCAGGAGGAGAGACAGCAGCAGCAACGGCUGACCACCAAGGCCCAGGCUCUGCAGAAGGCCGUGGAGCAACUGAGAGAGAGCAGGCAACGGAACAAGCAAGAUCUCGCUGUGGCAGAGCAAAUGAGGAGGAGAGCCAGUCAGCACGUGAAACACUGGAAUGUGCAGCUGAAUCGACUGAUGCAGCCGAUUGUGCCUGGGGCCGCCCAGAAUCAGCCAAAGAGUGACAUCCUGAGCCACAGAGGAGGAGGAGCUUUCAUUCCCAAAGAGUUUGCUGUCAGGAGGAAAGAGCACAACGCCAGGAGACAACAUGAGGUGGUCCCGUCUCGGGACUCCGAGGAGAUGCCAGGCUCUGACUCUGAGGAUUACGAAAACAUGACGGAGUACAUAAAGAACAUGUCGCUGACAGGGGCUAACAUGAUCCCCUAAGUGGAUCCAUAGUGUUGGACUGACCAGUGUGAGUGAAGAUGUGAGGGACUCUGUGGGGAGUCACUGCUGAAUCCCGGUGUGGCUGUGCAUGUGUGGGUGUGUGUGCGUGUCUCUGGUUUCCACUUCAGCCUGCCUGUUUGUCAGGCAGUGUGCCCCAGCCCCUCCCAGGGUCUGCACACAGCCAGGAACACUGUUGUGUUCCCUGACAUUGGAGCCAAGGACCUAGUAAGCAGGACGGAGACAGCCUGGGGGCCAUUGAUACUGGGAGAGACAAGCCCCAUCAACAUGAGUCCUUCUCCCUUCUCUCUCCCUGACUUCCCCCCACCCUGACUCCGCCCUCCCUGUUCUUCACCCCCUUCCUCUUGCCCCCACCCCCAUCUUUCCCCUACCCAUCCUCCUUACCCCUCUUUCUUUUUAUCCCUUCCACUUGUUCCUCCUUCCUCAUUUUAAUCCUCAUCUGCUUCUUCCCCCACCCCCUAUAGUGUCUCCAACUAACCCCCCUUCCCACUGAACACUUCCCCAAUCCCAUUCCCCUCUCCCCAAUGUACUACCCGCUCCCAUCUCUCUUUCUCUCCACUCCCGGCCCCACUAUCCCCUAUCCCCAAUUUCUCUCCCCUCAACCCCCUCUCCUCUCAACCCCCUCUCUCCCUAAAUCUCUCUGCCCCAACCCUUCUCCCCCAACCCUUCACCCCUACUCCCUUCACACCCUUUUCACCUACCUCUCUCUCUUUCUCCACCCCUCCUUCCCACUGCCCCCUUCCCCUGACCUCCCCACUCCUGUCCUCUUCUCACCCUCAACACCCCCCCCCUCCUCUCCAAGUUGUUCA
This is a messenger RNA of Stegostoma tigrinum, 2917 nucleotides long. Its product is annotated as differentially expressed in FDCP 6 homolog. The transcript is spliced from 12 exons. Gene Ontology annotation, cellular component: nucleus; cytoplasm. NCBI's taxonomy places the organism in Eukaryota, Metazoa, Chordata, Chondrichthyes, Orectolobiformes, Stegostomatidae. The record is from RefSeq and is a predicted model, not a curated record. Bases 219 to 2090 code for a protein of 623 amino acids.